Pecten maximus is the source of this 2943-nucleotide messenger RNA. RefSeq lists its product as uncharacterized. NCBI's taxonomy places the organism in Eukaryota, Metazoa, Mollusca, Bivalvia, Pectinida, Pectinidae. The coding region runs from base 104 to 817 and encodes 237 amino acids. The transcript is spliced from 5 exons. The record is from RefSeq and is a predicted model, not a curated record. Gene Ontology annotation, cellular component: membrane.
GCGACAUGAUGUCGGCUGCUGAAACUGAGCAUAAAAGAUGUCGAAAAUGAAAAAGAAUUUUGUGAAGAUACAUAUUUUCUAAGAAGAAAGAACCUACGUCAUUAUGGAGGAAAGUGAUCCAGAUUUGAGUCCUGUCCAAGAACGGACUAGUCUGUGUGACUCAGAGUCAUCUAGUGUGGCUAACAUGAACUACUCAGGACCGGGGUCGCCCCACAACGGGGUCAGACCUGACUCCCGAAGACGGUACCAGAGUGAACAGAAAAGACUUGCUUCAGAGCCAGCAGAAGUGGUGUUCCUCUUCUGUAACAAACCCUACAUUAGAUCAUGUACAGGAAUGCUGCGCUUACUUCAAGUUAUUCUCUCCUUGAUGUCCAUGGUGAGUCUGACAUCUUCGUUUGGCCGAGGCGGUGUUGAUUUCCUCCAGCUUCCGCUCAGUUGGCACUUCCGGGUGAUGCUAUUUGUCCUUGUUCUCACUAUCACAACCAGCACCUUCAUCUGGUCAAUCCACAGCACAGGACUCAUCUACAUGUUACCUGUCAACUGGUACUUCAUAGAUAUGGUUGUGUAUUCCAUAUUUUCCUUCCUCUAUCUGGUCGGAUCCUCACUGGUGGCAAGCGCCUUUGACUUCUAUCAGAAAAUGGGCAGUGAUGUUCCGAGCUCCACUAUCCAUAAACUCAUAUUGUGUGUGGUAGUAGGAUAUAUCUGUAUGUUUGUAUAUGGCCUGACGGCACUGAUUGGAUACCGACGUUGGAGGAUUCAACAUCGGUUGUUUAAAAGAAAACGCCUGCUCGAAGAAGAGGAAGAUUUGGAGAUAUAGUCCUCAGCUAACCAGAUUAAGAAUUUCGAUGUCAAACCAUUUAAUUGAUGAAAAUGAGAUUACUUAAUAAUUGAGACAUAAUUAUCUGCAUAAGUAUGUAUGCAGAGGGGAUCUCUAAGGAAUGUCAACAGUACAUGUUUGUACAUAGAGGGCCCUACAGGUUCCUCUAGGGAGUGUACACAGUAUGUACAUAGAGGGGCCUACAGGUUCCUUUAGGGAGUGUACACAGUAUGUACAUAGAGGGGCCUACAGGUUCCUUUAGGGAGUGUACACAGUAUGUACAUAGAGGGACUUACAGGUUCCUUUAGGGAGUGUACACAGUAUGUACAUAGAGGGACCCACAGGUUCCUUUAGGGAGUGUACACAGUAUGUACAUAGAGGGGCCUACAGGUUCCUUUAGGGAGUGUACACAGUAUGUACAUAGAGGGGCCUACAGGUUCCUUUAGGGAGUGUACACAGUUUGUACAUAGAGGGGCCUACAGGUUCCUUUAGGGAGUGUACACAGUUUGUACAUAGAGGGGCCUACAGGUUCCUUUAGGGAGUGUACACAGUAUGUACAUAGAGGGACCUACAGGAUCCUUUAGGGAGUGUACACAGUAUGUACAUAGAGGGGCCUACAGGUUCCUUUAGGGAGUGUACACAGUAUGUACAUAGAGGGGCCUACAGGUUCCUUUAGGGAAUUUACACAUUUUGUACAUAGGUGGACCCUAGGAUCCUCAAGAGGGCCUAACUAGUGUUGUUUACCUUAAAAUGUACACAAACUAAGACAAUCUUCAAAAUAUUUUUGAUUGAAGAGUCACAAUAGGUUAUCGUCCAGGUGAAAUGGUAAAACAUGUUUCUAGUGAUGUAAACAUGUACAUACAUUGUUGAUAGAUAAGAGGUUGGUCAGGGAAAUCUGAAUAGUUAAUGGUAUUAACAGUACUAUAAAAAUGACAGCAAAAUUCUGAUAAUUGUGUGUUUACAUAUCACAGACCUCAUUGUCUGAAGAUGGUGGGCUCUUCCAAAUCUUUGGUCCAUUAUUUGAUUUGCCUUGUUUAAUCAAGUUUAAUGUUUGUUGUUAGCUGUACGUGAACAGCCAGGGCCAUUUUGAGGUGGAGUCUCCUUGUAGUAGUUGGUGACUACCUCAGUGAACAUGUGGGAGGCCCGUUGCAUGCCAUCCAGGGCAAUUUGGGAAAAGUGUCUUGCCCAAAGACACAACCAUAAAAGCAUAGUCAGGAUUGUUUCUCAGCUUCCCCAGAAACACAAACUGACACGUUUAAUGGGGGUGGGGGAUGUGUUUUGCAAUGGAGAUAAGAGUAGAGGGCGAAUAUUCAGAUAAAAGCAUUUUGGUCUGAAGUCUCCUUGUUAGAAUUAGAUUCAAGUUUGUAUAGAUAGGGGGUUGGGGAAAUAAAUAUUAACCCUGCAAAUACAUCUCCGUUUUUUCCUGUUAAAUUAAUUAGUGGAGUGAUGAAUGGGUAUGCAUGUACUUAGACCAUCGCCAGGGAAGGUACAGAUCUGUAUGGGUCAUCAGCCCAGCGUGGGAUUUCUUUGGGAAGGUUUGAUAUAAUUUUUUUCUGAAUUUUUGUAAAAUAAAUAAAAUUUGAAAAAUAUGGUUUUCAGAAACCUUGGGGAAAAGUAAUGCUAUUCCAUUGUGUAUAAAUGAAGAAAGGAAAAAAAAAGAUUUGGCCCAUCCCCUUGGGAACUGAAUGCAAUAUGGGAAGUACAGUGACUUAUAUACUUUCAAAAUCCUUUAUGAUUUCACAGAAGGAUUUCCAUCAUUAGGUCUGCAGCAUUUUUGGGUAAAAUUAGCUUGAUUUUGAAAAAAUGGCUGGUCAAUACCAUCUUGGGAAAGGGGGCGGGGCCCAUCAGGAGAAACAGAUAAACCUUUAAAAUCCUUUUCUGUUCAGAUAAACAGAUAAAUAUGAAAUUAGUUUGAAGUAUCCUUAGAUAAAUUAAGUUCCAUAUUGGACGCCGCCCUCUGGACCAAAUUGGGAUAAUGAUGCUAAGGGUUUUAAUUUAAGUCCUUUGAAUAAAAGGAUUUUGAUAAAAUUUAAUCUGCAGCAUCCUUCAGUGUCAAGUAUAGUCAACUGUUGUCUUUGUUUCUCUUCAUACAGUAUAUUUUCAAUUUGCUUUUCAAUGUUAUACUA